Dentiscutata erythropus is the source of this 2800-nucleotide messenger RNA. The record is from the annotation of a GenBank genome assembly. NCBI's taxonomy places the organism in Eukaryota, Fungi, Glomeromycota, Glomeromycetes, Diversisporales, Gigasporaceae.
AUGCAAACAGUAUUUGCAAUAAUCAGAACAAAACUAAGAAAGGAUGCAUUAGAAGUAUUUGAUACAGAAAUAGCAACUAUAAACUGUUAUUUUAGAUCCAACCUAGAUAAUGCAAAUGAUUUAAAAGAUGCAGAAAACUAUCCGAUAAAAGUAAUAAAUUAUUUACAGGCAGCAGGAGCAUGGCAUGCCUCUGCAACAGCAGAAGGAACAAGGAUAAACCCAAAUGUUACAGACGCAACAGCACAAAAAGGAUUUAGAGACGUAUUUGACGAAAACUUCACAAGAGACUCAGUACAAUUAUUAAACCAAAAAGAAUUUCUCAAAUUCAACUUUUACAAAAAUCUAGACUGGAGUGACGACUCAGGAUUAAGAAAACAAAUUAAUCAGUAUAAAAAACUCAAACAAUUGUCAAAUUGGCAAUGGACUCCCAACUUCUUUGGAGGAAACUACAUAUAUUUAGUAGAAAGAAUGCCUAAAAAUAUAGCUCAACAAAUUACAUUAACAACCCCAAUACCAAAUAAUAAAGAAGAUUUCUUUAGAAGAGCUAAUUCUCUAUUUAGAGCAACAAGAGUAACAAUAGAUAUAGUGGAAAAAUCUAAAAAUGAAAAAACGAAUCACUAUUCUCAAAGAACCCAAAAAAUAAAUAACGACACUUUGCAAAAGAAUGCCCAAGAUGAAAAGGAAGAGAAGUAUACAAUAGAGUACAAUCAACUUACAAAAACUACAAUGAAAAACAAAGGAAAACCUUUAGCAAAAGGACCGACACCUAUGGUUCAUAAAUAUAACAACUUCAAGAACAAUAAAGGAAGAGGAAGACCUCGAUACAAUAAUAACAAUAGAAACAAUGGUGGAAGAAGACCACAAAACAGUAUAAGAAAAUCUUUUACAAGAAGAAGAAAACCUAGAUUGCACCUUGAACCUUAUAAUAAAAAAGGAGAGAUCUCAUGGUCAGCACACCAACUUGAUACCACAAAUCAGCCAAAAAUAUAUUUAAUAGAGAGCAAAUCAUGUGCAGCUAGUUACCUUGCUCGAAAAACUAGUGCCCCAGGCAAAAGCAAAAAAAACCUGCCAUUGGCGCCCAACGUGGAUAGUAAAAAUCUAUCCCCGAAUAUCGUGGUAAAGAAUAAACUUAUCACUUAUACCCUAAACAAAACAAACCGAACCCCUAACAACCAAUUACACAUCAAUAACAAUAUGAUAUUGGGAAAAGCCGUUGAGCCUAAUACCUCAAAGAAGAAGAAAGCAAAACCGCCCUUAGAAAGAAAACCUAAACAAGAGUUUUCAAAAGAAAAUAUAAAACAAAAUGAAGAAGUGGAGGAAACCUUGAAUAAGGUAUUACCUUCAAAGAAAGGAAAAAAGAAGGAAGAAGAACUUCCUAAAGAUCAACUACGAAAAAUGGGUCAAAUUAUUAAACAAAAGUUAAAUAGAUUGGAUAAAGCUAUAGUUGAUGGAGAAAUAGCUAAAGACACAAAAAUUGAACAAACAAUUCAAGAUCUCAAUUGGAGAUUAGAGCAAAUAAAUAAAACUUACAGUUAUACUCAGGGCUUAACUGAGAAAGAAAUAGAAGAAUAUCUUGAAUCAAUACAAAAAGUAACAAAAAUUAAAGAUACUAACAAACCUGCAGAAACACGAAGAGAAUACUUAUAUGAAGUAUUGUCAACAUUAAACGAAACAAAUGAUGCAACAAUAUGGAAACAUCGAGAAGAUAUAAAAGAACUUCAAAAAGAAUAUAAUAGAGAUAUUCACGGGAUAUUAGGUAUAAUCGCUGAAGAAUUCAAUGAUAUGGGACUCAUUGAACAACAAGCAGCAGUAAUUGCAUUAAUAACAGCACAAGCACACUGUAAAGAUGGACCUACAAAACAGGCAUUAUAUGAAAAACACAAAGAAUUCUUAGAAUCUCAAUUAGAAAAAGUAGGAGAUAUACAUGAUGAUACAGUAAUUCAAAGAAGAAUUUAUGGAGAUGUCAUCAAGGCAAGGAAAAGGGAAAAACUACAAAUAUUACUACCCGAUCCACACGGGAGAAAUACCUACAAACCAUAUGAACAAUAUGAUAUACCUAGAGAUAAAGAAUUUGUUAAAGAAAAUGAACGAAUUAGAAUAAGAAUACCACAUUCACCCACAGACGAUGUAUUCUUAAAUAAAAGACUAUCACAAACUUCUAGAAGGAAUGAAGACAUUCCUCAAGGAGUAUUAACAAAAGUAACAAAGUUCUUCGAAGACGUAGGACAAGGAAUUAAAAAUAAAUUCACAACACCUUUACCAUUGACACCUACACCUACUAUUGAAAAUAAUGACAGUACACCUGAUCGAAAAAGAAAUAAGAGAGGUUAUACACCAUCACCAGAUCCUUAUGAAAGAAAACAACAAAGAUAUAAAAGCCCAAGACAAUCCUCAACUUAUAGGCCAGUACAAGAAGAAACUGAAAAAGAACGAAUAAAAAUAUUACAAGAAAAAUGUGGAAAUAAAGUAUGGAAAAUACUUGGAGAUGUAUUAACAGAAUACAUAGAUGAAUUUAGAGAAAAACAGGAAAUGAGAACUUUCGUAAAUAAUAACGUAAUUCCUGAUAUUCAAUUUAUAUUGAAUAAAAAAGAACACGAAAUUUCUGAUAAUGAUAAAAAUCAAGGAAUAAGAAAAUAUACUGUAGAAGAAGAAAAAAUUAUUAAAGAAUUAUGCGAAGAUUUAGAAAAAAAUAAUUUUGAAAAAGAUAAUAUAUGGGUCAAUGAAAUAUUAGAAAUAUAUUAUUAUUGGUUAUUAAAGAUACCAAGCACAUCUAUUGCGAUAACCAUGGAAAAAGAUCCAA